Molecule: messenger RNA, 5371 nt
Organism: Alligator mississippiensis (American alligator)
Lineage: Eukaryota; Metazoa; Chordata; Crocodylia; Alligatoridae
Gene: ASB7
Product: ankyrin repeat and SOCS box containing 7
Exons: 6
Coding region: 385-1341 (318 amino acids)
Biological process (GO): intracellular signal transduction
Molecular function (GO): protein binding
Source: RefSeq, a predicted model, not a curated record
CCGGCCCGGUGACCCCGGAGUGAGGGGCGGGGGGGGGAGGCUCAGUGCAAAGUGUCCCCACAACCCCCCCCGCAACGGCUGGGUCUGCGGCUCCCCCCGGCCCUGCGCGCUGCCCGGGGGGGGAGCCGUCGGGGCCGGCGCCGCCUCACCGCAUCGCAGGUGCGAGCUGCCUCGGCGGAGGAGCCCGGGAGCCCGAAGGGGAUGGGAGACCCAGGAGCUGCGCUCGCUGCUAAGGAGUAGCAGACUGUUUGACAUGUUGUAUGGGCACACAAGAUUGUGUAAUGAAGACAAUGAAGAGUGGAACACACAUCAAAAAGUGACAGCUUCCUGUAAGGUGAAUAGUAUGACCUCAUGACACUCUUGUAAGAGUCAGAGUCAGCUAGGAUGUUACACCAUCACUGUCGGAGGAACCCUGAACUACAGGAAGAGUUACAGAUUCAGGCUGCAGUAGCUGCUGGGGAUGUUCACACCGUGCGCAAGAUGUUGGAACAAGGCUAUUCUCCAAACGGUCGAGAUGCCAAUGGUUGGACCUUGCUUCAUUUCUCUGCAGCAAGAGGAAAAGAAAGAUGUGUUCGGGUUUUUCUGGAGCACGGUGCUGAUCCCACAGUUAAGGACUUAAUUGGAGGCUUCACUGCUCUACAUUAUGCAGCCAUGCAUGGCCGAGCAAGGAUUGCACGCUUGAUGCUGGAAUCUGAGUAUAGAAGUGACAUUAUCAAUGCAAAAAGCAAUGAUGGUUGGACUCCCCUCCACGUAGCAGCCCACUAUGGCAGAGACUCAUUUGUCAGACUCCUGCUGGAGUUCAAGGCGGAGGUUGAUCCACUCAGUGAUAAAGGUACUACACCGCUUCAACUGGCCAUUAUUCGUGAGAGGUCAAGCUGCGUGAAAAUCCUUCUGGAUCACAAUGCCAACAUCGACAUUCAGAACGGUUUCCUGUUACGAUACGCUGUGAUCAAAAGCAAUCACUCUUAUUGCCGAAUGUUCCUUCAGAGAGGGGCGGAUACAAACUUGGGUCGUUUAGAAGAUGGACAGACACCAUUACACUUGUCUGCUCUUAGAGAUGAUGUGCUUUGCGCGCAAAUGUUAUAUAAUUAUGGAGCAGACACUAAUACAAGGAACUAUGAAGGACAGACCCCACUGGCUGUUUCAAUAAGUAUUUCUGGAAGUAGCCGACCCUGUCUGGAUUUCUUACAAGAAGUGACAAGACAGCCCAGAAACUUGCAAGAUCUAUGCCGAAUUAAAAUCCGUCAGUGUAUAGGCCUUCAAAAUCUAAAACUACUUGAUGAACUACCCAUUGCCAAGGUCAUGAAAGACUACUUAAAACACAAAUUUGAUGAUAUCUGAUAUCCAUGAGGAGAAGGACUCUAAACAAGAUUAGUUAUAUUCCAGAUAGUUAGAGGCUGGUUGCCUUGCACAAAGUAUAUCCUAUGCAAAUUCUGAUUUUUCUAUGAAGUCAGAAGGCAGGUAUACACUUCCUUGGGUUUUUUUUAUACCACAUGCUAGAAGGUCUUAAUUUUUGGUUUCUUGGUCCAAGUUUACAAGGUCCAAGGUUUCUAUACAAUAUUACAUUUAAAACAUUUUGUUUUCAUUAAAUGAAGUGUGCAGCCUUGCAAUAGAGAUGGAACACGGUCUGCUCAAAGGAAGGAAGGAUUGGUUCUGGUUGGUAUGCGUGGUGUCGUAAGCCAGCUGAGCAGUUAUUUAAUAAAUGAGAUUUGGAAAUAAAGGCCCCAGUUCUGCCAAGGGACACGUGGGAAGAUCUUUGUUACUGCUGAUUGAUGGAACUUAUAUAGGCCUAAACCUCUGCCCACAUGUAUCCCUUUGCAGCUUCAAGACAGAGAUUGUAACCAAGAUGUGUUGGUACUGUAUAAAUGCCAUGUGGAAAUUUAAACAGAAAACAGUUGCCCUGCUAAAUUUUUAGGCAUAUAAAUUGGCACUUUUUAUACUGUUCUUUUUCCUAAUUACUCAAGUUUGGAUGUCCAAAUUCAGGUCCUUUUGCUUUUUCCUAUCAUUUCCCUGUAAAUGGGCUAUUGUUUAUAACGGCUGUUUUUAAAAGUGACAGUACGGUGCACAGAGUCAUAGUCUCUGUAUUAUUUUGACGUACAUUUAAGGGGAAGCCAGUGUAUUCCGUUUCUCAUGCAGUGCCUCCUGUGCAAUAAGUUUUCGGAUGUGCUUUGUCCAUUAUGUUCCUUACUUAGCCUCAAUGCAUUAUUUCUGAGGUUAGGGACUGCUGCCUUACCGUACGUAGCAUUGAUACUGCAAUGCUAUGAUGGCAUGGCAGUUAUUGUUUUAUAGUAAUCCCUGAAUUUCAUGAAUGUAUAACUUCGGCUAUUUGUAUUUCAGUUUGCGCUGAAAUUUCAUGUUCACUUUUUCAGGCCAAGUCUUUUCAAUGCCCAAGAUGUGGUAGAAUACUUUCCUUUUUUUUUAAGAGGGAUUACAGGUUUUUGGGGGGUAGGCUCUCAGUUGUUUGGGGUUUGUUCAAAGCUAAGUAGCCUCCGUUGAUAAGCUUCCAUUAGCUUGAUUUUCAUAUGUGCACUGACUAAAAAUGCUCCCCUUAGCAUUAAUAGUUUAAAUUUUGCAAACAGUGGUGGUAUGGAAAAAAGAAACAAUUUCUGGUUUUUGGCAGGUAGGCAGGGAAAAAACAGGGAAGAAUGUUACUUUUGUUCUGCUGUAAUGCUUUUGUUUGCUCGUUUCUGUCGUGCAGUAAGUGGAAGUGAAACGAAGGCAUCUUACUCCUGGAUUAAUUGGGGUUAAGUUACCAUGCUUUAAUUUCACAUGCUGCAGGAUAAGACCAGACGGAUGAAACAGUAAGCACCGCCCCCUUACAACAGUUUUAAUCUGUCCAUGUCCUAAAUCAGUUCUUAUUAAUCUGAAAUUAAUGAGUGAUACAAUAGCCAAAUUUUGCUGUCUCUGUGGGUUUGUUUGCUUGUUUUAAUCAUAAGCAUUAAUAAGAUCAAAUAAUGAAAAUGUUGCUGGUAGCGAGUGGAAAGUGAAGGCCUCAACAUUAAACAGGAAGGGGUCAAAUUUGCAGCCAUUUCAUGGUUCUUAUUGUCACAGGGUUGUGGAGUCAGUAUAAGGUUCUUGCCAAAAGUUUUCUUCUUUUGUUGUAUCGCUAUGCUGGUUUCAGAAGGACCCUUAUGAGUGAUACUUUCAUACCAGUGAGGUGUGUGGAUGUGGGGAGGUAAGAGAAAUGGUGUCGGCUUUUAAUUUUAACACCGCCACUUCCAAAAAGUUUAAGGGGAAAAAAAAAUAAAGGAAAAGCCAGAGAAGCAAGUCUGCUCAGAUUUACCAGUUUAUCCCUACCAGUUCAUCCUCGUUCCUUGAAACCAGGGAUUGUCACUUUUCUCAAGUACUCAACUUAUUGUUAAGGUUUCCACAGGAACCAUAGCAGCAAGGAUUAUCUUGCCCUUUUGUGCCUUGCAGGUUUCCAAACAAUGGGUUAGAUUUAGAGAUCUGUGGCUCUGAGGACGGGUAAUGAGAUUAGGAGUCUUUCCUCCCGAACUCAUCGAUUCAAAUCCAACCUCCUUCAGCAGUGGCCAAAAGUUAAUGUUGCAGCAGCCUGUAGGACUACUCUCCAUGCCGUACAGUCAAUGUACUUAUUAUGAAUGUAUAUCCUUGUUGGCAGCCUUGGCAAAAAGGCUAGAGAGUAACUGGGCAAGAUGAUGCUCCUCAUUACAGUGCUUCCUGCUCGGGCAUAGUGAAAAUGCAUUGGUGGUAUUUGUGCUGUGGAGAGGGAACUAGACUUCCUAAUGUAUCUUUUAAUGAACACUGAAAGGAGAAAAGAUCAGCCUCUUGGAUCUUAAGUUCCUAGGCAUGAUGAGUAAAGUUACAGGUGGAAUGAGCAGAGUUAAGGAGGAGAUGACAGCUUUUUAACUCUGAAUCUUCACUUCAGUGACAUAGAAACAGAACCUUAAUAUUAUUCAGAAGUUCUAAUAAAAAAAUACCGUAACAUUUAACUAUUUUCUUCUGAAAUUUGGGUUUAAAAACCAUUUUCUUCCCUGUUGUCAGUGAAGCUUCAUUUUUUUACAAUAAUCUUUUUCUAAGAUAACUGAGUAUUCUUGUCAAAGCCCACAUCAAGGCAUAUUGCUUGUUCUGUCUGCUGCUGUGACUUCAGAAAAUUAUGAAAGACCUUGUUGGUAACAGAAAUGCUAUUUAAUGAAGAAAUAUGUAAUUCCAUUAUUUAUUGUUUGAGGUUUGGGGGUUUUUUGUAACUGACAUUUUAAAGGGAACACUCUUAAAUUUUAGGCCAGUGCAAAGCCUUUCUUUUAUUUAAAAGAAAAAUGUUCAAAAUCCUUGCCCCUUUUAGUAGCAAAUCUACUAAGGACCUGAUCCUAAACCCACUCAUGUCAGUAGAGAGGCUGCUGUUGGGCUUGGAAUCUGGCUUUUAGGCCCUGAUUCAGCAAACUGCGCAGCAUGUGCUUAACUUUGAGCCUAUGAGUAGUUUUUUAUGACUUCUGUGGGGCUGUUUGUGUGCUUUUUUUAAAGUUUUAGCUCAUGCUUAAAUGAGUAAAGUACGGGGCUUAUCCAUCAUUCAGGCCUAACUAGGUUUGAAUGAUGUGGAUCUAUUCUUUUGUUGCUCCCUUAACUAGAUGCAACAUAUAAAAACUCAAACUGAAUUUGUUUUCUCCAUACUCUUUGGACUGGAAUGGGGCAGGAUAAAUGCAUAAUAUAAAUUUGUUACACAGCCUAGUUCCAUUUCCUUAUAAUUCAUUGUUCAACACUUUAUUAAACCUUUUAAAAAAUUGGCAAUACACCAAAGAAACAGACUAGUAAAAGAUUCUGAUCAUUAACAAACUGCAAACCUCAUCCUUUAAAAACAAAGCAGAAUUUUUUUUGUAAAUAUUUGUGUUUAUAAAUGUACAGCAGAGAGUAAGAGUGUGUUUUUUUUUUUUAGAUUAUUUAAUUACCAUAUUUCUAAACUAUUUACUACAUUAUAGACAAUACUCGUUAGUUUGCAAAACUUUUGAGUGUUUUGGUUUUUUAAUUCAUUAUCACUCAUGCUUGGAAUAACUCUGGCUUCCUCAGGACAGCGUGGAGAAUUUAGUUUUCUGGCUAUAGCAAGAUAAUGCAUCUGGACAAAGAGAAAUAGUAUAAUUAAGUUGUCAUACAGACACGCUGAAGCAAAAGAGAACACGUAGUGUGUUUUAGCAGAGUGGACCAUAUGGAAAUCUUGAUUCCUAACUCGUUCUCAUAAAAUCUCUCCAGAGCCCAAAGUGUCAUUGGGACAAGAGCAACUUACAAUUUGCCCACAAAACUAGCUUCAUGCAACUCUCUCUCACUGUGUUACCGGUAUCAUAAUGUAUUUUGUUCUUCCUUUGUAAUGUAAGUUUUGCUUUGGGUCAGUUUGAAUUUAAAAAAAAAUUGAAUCUGGUUAAAA